UAAAAUAUCACAAAGAGUAUCUUUAUGGAUCGUGAGAUUUUUAUAGAGCUGAUAAAUUUUUUCUCUGGAUGAAAAAUUUCAUUAAUUAGUAUGUAUAAAGAAAUAUUGCUUCACAAAUGUGUGGUUGUAUGUGUUGUAUAUUUUUAUAUAUGCAUAUUUUUGUAUAUUAUCCUUACCGGAUUUUAGUUCUAUAUUUCUUCAGUUUUAAAAAGUUGCUAACCUUUUUGGAGGAGGGCAUAGAAAACCUGGAAUUGCAAUCUGAACAAUGUUUUGAUGGUGAAAUUCCUAUGACUACAUGUUACAAGGAUGACGAAGUUUCUUGCAUUAUCAAAGAUAUGAUGGAUUCAUCUGUUGGAUUGACUAGUUCAAUAGCCCUAAAAAGGUACAGGGCCAUUGGAGAACUGCUUUAUCGUAAUGCUUGUGAGUUGUAUUCGAAAAUUAGUUCUUUUGAGGCUAAUAUUCGAAGACAUUACUUUCAUGUUCGGCCUCUUGAUGCAAAUCAAUUGCAGAAUUGGCAUAAUUAUCUGGAUUUUAUUGAACUUCAAGGGGACUUUGACUGGGCUGUGAAACUUUAUGAGAGAUGCUUGAUUGUUUGUGCCAACUAUCCUGAAUACUGGAUGCGUUAUGUGGACUUCAUGGAAACCAAGGGAGGAAGAGAAGUUGCAAACUAUUCUUUAGACCGAGCAACUGAAAUUUAUUUGAAGAGAGUGCCUGCAAUCCAUUUGUUCAAUGCCAGGUAUAAGGAACAAAUAGGAGAUGUUUUAGCUGCUCGAGCUGCAUAUAUUCAGAGUGGUAAAGAGAGAGAUUCAGACUUUGUGGAGAAUGUUAUAUCAAAAGCUAAUAUGGAAAAACGUUUGGGAAAUACAGAAUCAGCUUUCAGUAUAUACAAAGAAGCACUAAAAAUGGCAUCAGCUGAGGGAAAGUUACAUGCCCUCCCUCUUUUAUAUGUUCAUUUCUCUCGGCUAAAAUAUAUGAGCACAGACAGUGUGGAUGCUGCCAGAGAUGUAUUGAUUGAUGGUGUCAGAACUUUGCCUCAAAACAAAUUGCUUCUGGAGGAGUUGAUAAAGUUCUCAAUGAUGCAUGGGGGGACAAAGCACAUGGCUGUAAUAGAUUCAAUUAUUGCGGAUACAAUAUCUCCAAGGUCAGAUGGAUCUCAAGGUUUGAAUGCAGAAGAUGCAGAGGAUAUAUCAAACUUAUACCUAGAGUUUGUGGACUAUUGUGGAACCAUACAUGAUAUAAGGAAGGCGUGGAAUCGGCACAUAAAAUUAUUUCCAGUCUCUGCCCGGGAAGAUUUACACAAGCAAUCUGCUAUAAGUAGAAGAUUGCUCAAUUUGAUGGACAAGAAGAGAGAAGAGAUUUCUGUUGUCAUGCCUAAUCAAGCAUCUAGAGAUUCUAGUUCUGAUUCGCUGAAAAAAGACAAUGAUGGAUUAUUGAUGGUUAAAAAUCAUAAUACUCAGUCUAAUGAUACAGAUAUAUACAAACUUCAAAUUAUGGAAUUAGAUGACAAAAUACAAGAAAAUGGAACAAAAUUACCUCUGCCAGUUUCUGAAGAGCUGAGAGACAAUGAUCCUGAAACUAAUGUGUCAUCUGCCAAUUUAGUGGAUGGGAAAGAGGGAUCAACAGAAGCUGUUAAGAAUUUAAAAAGUAGUUGUUUUGAAUCUGAUAUUUCAUCAGAGGAGUUAUUACGUCAAACAUCCUGUGGAAACCAUUCCUCACGUUUGCAAACACCCUCAAUUGAAAACACGGCUUUUCCUAAAGGGAAGUGUGAGCUUGAGCCUGAAGAAUUGAAGCCACUUUCUUCACCAAGCAUAUCAUUGAACCCCCACGAAAGCUCGUGUCCUGACUCACGACGAAUGGUGUCUCAGGAGGAGUGUGAUGCAAAUCCAGAAAGCUGCAAGUCAAAUAGUAGAGCAGUUGUUUCUGGUCAUACCACAAAUCAAGACAACUCUGCAAGCACUCAAGAUUCUGAGUCUGCCCAAAUCCACAUUGAAAUAAGCAGUCCAUAUACAACACGCCAUCGAGACCCAAGAGCAAGAAAACCACUUCUACCACCUCGGUCUUCUGGAAAUAGUGGUGGAAGCUGGCAUAAAACGAGAAAUGCUGGACAAUUUCGUAGGGGUCCCAAAUUUGGCUACAGGGGAAAUACGCAUAGAAAACAGCACCAACGGCAACAACUGUCUCCACAGCAGAUUCAUCCACCUGAAGGGGUUGCACAAAUGGCUGUAGCUCAAGGUUACUCCUCUCAAUCUGUAUUGCAAAUUCAGCAAAGCAAUCAAGGACAAAACCAGUUUCAAUCUGCUUCUACUCCGACUGAUUUCAUGGCAACUGAUUGUUGGCCUAUGCAAAAUAUGCAGAUACAGAACACUUCAUCUCAGUCUCAAACACCUGCCAAUACCACAUCACAUGAAUUACAACAAGCAACGCAAGGCAAUGGACAAUAUGGAUAUAUGCAGAAUGGCCAAGAAUAUAAUCAGUUAUGGCAAUACUAUUACUAUCACCAGCAGCAGCAGCAGCUGCAACAACAACAUCAUUAUAUUCAAUUACAGCAGCAAUCAUUCCAGCAGGAACAGUCACAACAACUCCAACAUAGUCAGCUGGAACCUCUUCAACCACAACAGCUGCAACAACAGGUUAUGCAGCAGCAGCAAUACUUUCAACAGCAGCAACCUCUGCAGCAAGAACACUCUGUUCACCAGCAGCAGCAGCCAUCAACACAGAGCAGCAGUCAUCCUAUAGCAGACCAAGGGCAGGCAAUCGUGACAUCGCAGAGCCAUGGAGGAAUAUUAUCUCAGCAAUCAGACAAACUUGGGUCGGUUUCUUCUCCAGUUGUGCAUCAUCCUCAGGAGAAAUCUACCCAAGAGUGACAUUUCUUUGUAGAUUUGACAGAACUUCAAUUGUAAAAUUAAGAAUAUACACUGCAA
Messenger RNA from Cajanus cajan (pigeon pea), 2921 nucleotides. NCBI's taxonomy places the organism in Eukaryota, Viridiplantae, Streptophyta, Magnoliopsida, Fabales, Fabaceae. The record is from RefSeq and is a predicted model, not a curated record.